This is a messenger RNA of Homalodisca vitripennis (glassy-winged sharpshooter), 1654 nucleotides long. RefSeq lists its product as uncharacterized. Lineage: Eukaryota; Metazoa; Arthropoda; Insecta; Hemiptera; Cicadellidae. The record is from RefSeq and is a predicted model, not a curated record. The coding region runs from base 278 to 1084 and encodes 268 amino acids. The transcript is spliced from 2 exons.
UCGGUCGGGGUAAAAUGGGUAUACUGGGGUGAAACGGGUAUAAACAUUAUUUUAUAUUAUAAAACUUGAGUUAUUGAUGUUUUGGAUCAGAAAAAAAUACCAUAAAUGUAUAACAUCAUCUUAUAUGAUAUUAUACUGAAAGUGAGUUGGCUAAACUGCUGGUAGCUUCUUAAAAUGAAAAAAACAUAUGUUCACAGGAGUCAGUGUAACCAAGACAACCUAACUGAUGACAUUGUUAAAAGUUAACCUAAUCAAAUAGAAGUUUCAAAUUCAGAUCAUGCCACGCACAUACAUAAAGAAAAAAACCCAAAAAUAUGAUGAAGAUUCUUUGAAGGAAGCAGUAAAGGAAGUUGACAAUGGAAGCUCAGUAUAUGCUGCAGCAAGAUUAAAGUUAGCUAAUCCUGUACAAGAUUUACCCGGCCCAUCAAGUUCUGUAGCAGGCCUACCUGAAAUUUCUCCUUCACCAAUGAAGAAACUGAGAGAAGCAAUUUUAAGUACAUUGUCACCUGAACAGUCAUCAAGUAUAAAAGAUGCAUUGAAAAAUUCUAAGACAAAAAGGCGACGAGUUCAAGGAAGUUGUGGUGAAGUAAUGACAACAAAUGAAGUAAUGGACAGACUGAAAGAAGAAGAAGAUGCCAGAAAAGAGAAAAUAAAAAGUAAAACUAAUAGGCCUAAACCCAUUACAGCCUUAGGAAAAACAAUAAAACAAGAGCCUGGAUUGGUCCAAGCAAAGCCGCAAAAAAAACCUAGAGCUACUAAACGCUUAUUUGAUACGGCAGAAAGUGACGAUGAAAGCAGCCUACCUAAAAACGUAAAACCUACUGAACCCACUGUAGGAUCAUGGGUAGGUAUAAACUACCAAAGUGAAUGUGGCACGGUUGUGAAGGAGUACAGGGGACAAAUUACUGCACAAGAUCUUCGCAACAAGGAGCGAUAUUCCGUAAAGUUUUUGACAAAAUGCAAAGGUGAAGGAGAGCGUUACAUUUUUCCUGAUAAAGAAGACAUUGAGUGGGUUGAUUUAGGACAAAUUUCUAAUGUUUUUUCUGUACCAGAUUAUAAUGGAAGAUUUUUCAAGUUUGUGUGAAGUGCCCCUCUCAACGAACUGUUUCUAUGUUUUAAUUUUUUAAAUAAAUUACUUGUCUAACUGAUAUUUUUAGUAAUAAUAAAUUUUUUGUGACCAAAAUAUUUCAUUAGUUAUUUUUACUGUGCCUACUUUACACAAAUACUGGGGUAAAAUAAGUACAGCACUUGUAAUUAUUGUGUUUUACUAUGAAAACAUUACUAUACCCGUUUUCCCCCAAACCAUGGGGUAAAAUAGGUAUACUAUAAAAAAAAUAAUUACUUUUAUACUAAAUAGUUUAUUAACUUUUAUUACAUAUUAAACUAUUCUAAGAGGUCACAAUGAUAAGCUGGAACCUGUAAUUAUUUUGUAAUUAUUUCAAGAAACUUUUUAAAAGGCCUUAAAGUUAAAAAGAGCAUGUUUUUGUACCCAUUUUACCCCGACCGACCCUACCUCUGAUACCUGUUACAGUCUAUAUUUGCUGCUAAGUUUGAUGGUUUAAAUUGUGAGUAGGUCUGUAAUUUAGCUUAUUUUUACCUCAUUUGUUUUCAUAGAGAUUGUUCGUAAGAAUACUAUCACAGUGUGAGGGCAAAU